GGAGAGUGUAUACGCUAAAAGAAAAUACGGUCACACGGUUCCCGAUUUUGCUAACGCUAAUUUGCAUUGUGUUCAUUAAAGUUUAUCAAGUUGGAUCCAGCCACAUAUACAUACAAACGGCAUAGUGCGAGGGGAAUCCCACGUAGAAUGUGAGAAAAAUGCGCAUGCGCGGACGAAGAUUGCUUCCGAUUAUCCUGUCGCUUCUUUUGAUCGCCCUGCUGAGUCUCUGUUACUUUUCGAGUCACUUAAGGGACUCAAGGCAGUCCCCUGAUGACGGUUUCUUGCUGCACUUACCACCCGAAACGAAGGAAGAUCCAGCUAACUCUAAUACCACGCCAAGUAAUUCCCUUCUGAAUCUCACGGAUUUCCACUACUUGCUGGUCAGUAAUGUGUGUCGAAAGACUAAAAGAGAACUCUUAGCCGUUUUAAUAGUCACUUCGUAUGCGGGAAACGAUGCCUUGCGAUCAGCUCACCGACAGGCGAUUCCGCAAAGCAAGCUGGCAGAGAUGGGCUUGCGAAGAGUCUUUCUCUUAGCAGCCCUGCCUUCAAAAGAGCUUUUUAUCAGCCAGGAUCAACUGGCCAGCGAACAGCAGCGUUUCGGGGACCUUCUCCAGGGUAAUUUUAUCGAGGACUAUCGCAAUCUGAGCUACAAACACGUAAUGGGAUUAAAGUGGGUCUCUGAAGAGUGCAAAAAGCAGGCGAAGUUUAUCAUUAAACUGGAUGAUGACAUCAUCUACGAUGUAUUUCAUCUGCGCAGGUAUUUAGAGACCCUCGAGGUGCGCCAACCCGGACUGGCCACAUCAAGCAGUUUGUUAUCCGGCUACGUAUUGGAUGCCAAGCCUCCCAUUCGCCUGCGAGCCAACAAGUGGUACGUUAGCAAAAAGGAGUACCCACAUGCUCUAUAUCCCGCUUAUUUGUCGGGCUGGCUUUACGUGACCAACGUGCCAACGGCCGAGAGGAUUGUAGCGGAGGCGGAGAGGGUGUCAUUUUUUUGGAUCGAUGACACCUGGUUGACUGGAGUAGUAAGGACGCGUUUGGGUAUUCCCCUAGAGCGUCACAACGACUGGUUUUCUGCCAAUGCAGAGUUCAUCGACUGCUGUGUUCGAGAUCUCAAGCAGCAUAGCUACGAAUGCGAGUACUCCGUGGGACCCAAUGGCGGCGAUGACCGACUACUGGUGGAAUUUCUGCAUAACGUGGAGAAGUGCUACUUUGACGAAUGCGUCAAACGGCCAGUUAGUAAGUCGCUUAAAGAGACAUGUUUAGCGGCGGCCAAGUCUCGACCUCCUAAACAUGGUUUUGCUGAAAUAAAAGCAUUGCGACUGAGGUGACAUCGGUUCAAGGACACGUUGCUCUUCGACCUUCAGAAACUAGUAUAUAAGGACUUUUUUAUAAAAGGGGGUGAUGAAGAGAGAGACUUAUCCCACCGAAGUGAUAUGACUCCGGUACUCAUCCUAGCAUAUGUAUUACAAUAAAUGUUUGCCCAGAAAUCUUUUUUAAACUGAA
Drosophila erecta is the source of this 1503-nucleotide messenger RNA. Its product is annotated as beta-1,3-galactosyltransferase brn. Lineage: Eukaryota; Metazoa; Arthropoda; Insecta; Diptera; Drosophilidae. Bases 159 to 1328 code for a protein of 389 amino acids. Gene Ontology annotation, molecular function: hexosyltransferase activity. The record is from RefSeq and is a predicted model, not a curated record. Gene Ontology annotation, cellular component: membrane. The transcript has 3 exons.